AAACACAUGGAAUCACUGAUAGUCCGGUUUGGUGGCGCUGAAAAUAUCGCUGUAUUAAACGGGGAUGUUUGGAAAAAGCAUCACAUGCCUUCCACAGAUCUAUGCCUGUAAUGAUGUUUGGAAGACAGUGUGAGAGAAUGAUGGUUGCUUUCGAGAAAGAAGAGGAUGGUCUUGUUAGCAUCGACGUUCCAAAGUUCUUGCAGCGAUUUACAUUGGACAUUAUAGGGCUUGCAGCUUUCGAUUACGAUUUCGAAGCUCUCGACAAUCCCGAUAACGAGAAAGUAAAAAUGUAUAACGAAAUCAUCAAAGGUACUCAAAAUCCAAUUUAUUUCUUCUUCCCCAUUCUCGAAAAGUACUUCCUUUGGGUCAUUCCAAAACGUAGAGCACUGCAUCGAAAAAUGGAUGAAAUGAACACCAUCUUUUUCAGCAUCAUCGACCGCAAACGAAAAACCCUGGCUAGCAACAAGCACAAUAUUGAAGAAGGAGAGAAGGACUUGCUCACUUUGAUGCUCGAAGCGAACGAAGACACUGGGAACCCUCAACAUCAACUUUCUGAUGUAGAACUUCGUGAUAAUUUGGCCGCCUUUUUCUUAGCAGGCCAUGAUACUACAUCAAACGCACUAAGCUUUGCGCUGUACUAUCUGGCUGUUAACCAGCACGUUCAAGGGAAAGCUCGUGAAGAAGCCAUUAGAAUUCUAGGAGAUGGUGAUGAUAUUGUCUAUCCAUCUGCACAACAGUGCUCAGAUAUGAAGUACAUUUAUAUGGUUGUUAAAGAGACACUACGUAUGAGUGGGCCCGCUCAAAAUACCCUUCCACGGCAGAGUAACAGGGAUACUGAACUUGCUGGUACAUUCAUUCCAAAAGGAGCCUCCUUGAUCGCUGAUAUAUUUGUCAUGCAUCAUGACCCAUCAGUAUGGAAAGAUCCUGAAGCCUUUUUUCCUGAACGUUUCGCUCCUGGAGGUGAGAGUGAGUCAAAAGCUGGACAAGGACUUUCCUGGGCACCAUUUGGAAGCGGAUCUAGACAGUGCAUUGGUAUGAACUUCAGUUUAGCUGAACAGAAAGUGGCACUUUCGAUGCUACUCCGUAAGUUUACAUGGACACUCCCAGGCAACUCUACCAUUGAGCAUCAUAUAGUCAUAGGUGGAGGUGUGGGUAUCAUUUCUCCGGAAGAAUUACAUCUGAAGUUUAUGAAACGAUUUUAAUCGUUCUGCGCUCGCUAUCCAAAAAAAGUGUUCUUCACACGGCUAUUCUAAAUUUGCUAUCCUAUAAACAUUUGUACAUAAAAGUCUCAUGGCAAACAUCCCGUUCUCCUAUAGA
Messenger RNA from Umbelopsis ramanniana AG, 1317 nucleotides. RefSeq lists its product as uncharacterized. The coding region runs from base 102 to 1202 and encodes 366 amino acids. The record is from RefSeq and is a predicted model, not a curated record. The transcript has 7 exons. Gene Ontology annotation, molecular function: heme binding; oxidoreductase activity, acting on paired donors, with incorporation or reduction of molecular oxygen; monooxygenase activity. Lineage: Eukaryota; Fungi; Mucoromycota; Umbelopsidomycetes; Umbelopsidales; Umbelopsidaceae.